This is a messenger RNA of Arabis nemorensis, 585 nucleotides long. Lineage: Eukaryota; Viridiplantae; Streptophyta; Magnoliopsida; Brassicales; Brassicaceae. The record is from the annotation of a GenBank genome assembly.
AUGAACAAAAUCCGCCUUCGUGCUCUUUCUCCGCCUUCCGGUAUGUUACAACGUGCCACAAGAUGUAGAGUGAGACGGAGAAACUACGUAAAGCCAGAACUUAAACAAAGCAACUUCUCAAAAGACGAAGACGAACUCAUCCUCAAGCUUCAUGCACUUCUUGGCAAUAGAUGGUCAUUGAUAGCGGGAAGAUUGCCUGGACGAACGGACAACGAAAUAAGGAUCCAUUGGGAAACUUACUUAAAGAGGAAGCUCAUGAAAAUGGGAAUCGACCCAACUAAUCAUCGUCUUUACCAUCACACCAACUACAUUACCAGACGUUACCUCAAUUCCUCGCACACCAAUAUUAUUAGUGAUCAAUCUUCUUCGGUAUCCGAAUCAUGUAAUAUGACAAUAUUACCCAUUUCAAGUACAAAUUGCUCGGAGGAUAGUACUAGUACCGGACCAGGUCGUUUGCCUGACCUCAAUAUCGGUCUGAUCCCGAUAAAGACGGUCACUUCUUUGCCAGCUCGUUGCCUUCAAGACCUUAGCGAUUCCUCUAACUAUUGUUCAACAGGUCAAGAAACGCUUCUUCUUUUCCGGUGA